This is a messenger RNA of Thermothelomyces thermophilus ATCC 42464, 1922 nucleotides long. RefSeq lists its product as uncharacterized. The transcript has a single exon. Gene Ontology annotation, cellular component: mitochondrial intermembrane space. Bases 526 to 1260 code for a protein of 244 amino acids. The record is from RefSeq and is a predicted model, not a curated record. Gene Ontology annotation, molecular function: phosphatidic acid transfer activity. Gene Ontology annotation, biological process: phospholipid transport. Lineage: Eukaryota; Fungi; Ascomycota; Sordariomycetes; Sordariales; Chaetomiaceae.
CCCCCCUCUUGUUGGCUGUUUGGCCACCCGAUUCCUCCGGGACACUCCUCAAUCAGGUUGAUGCAGAGGCUUAUUUGAUCUCAUCCCUCCUGGUUGCUGCACCAGUGUGUUUCAUCAAUUCGGGAUAUCCCGAGCGAACUUUUUCUCCGGAGCACGCUCUUUUCCCGAGAACGCUCCCGAAUCAAGGAAGAAGAGAUUGACGGGGCACUUUCUACGCGGAACCGCAACGACAACGACCAAUGUCCAAGCUGUAACCCAUUCAACCGUGGGCUACGCGUCUCGCACGAACCGCCUCCGCAUUACCCAAGCCGUCGUCGCAUUGUUACUCAAUUCCACCCAAUCGAGCCUGUGUAACACGACCCUUCGCCUCCCCCGCGCCAAAGCCAGGAUCCAAGCUCCUCGGCCUGACAACCACCCCCCCCCCCUUUUCUCUCCUCCCCUACCUUACCUUCUUCCAUCGCCAGCUCCGGAAUCCCAUGCGGUCGGCUUGAAACAUUUCAAAACUCGGAAGGCGAAGCAGACACCAUGGUCCUCACGCACACCACCAACCACACCUACUCUCACCCGUUCCCGACCGUCACCCUCGCCUUCUUUCUCCGCUACUGCUCCCCGCAGCUCAAUCCAUUCGCCAACCAUGUGCUCAGCACCGACACCAUCGACUCGCACGUCGACCCGGAGACGGGACGCCUGCACACGACGCGGAUACACCUGAAGAAGUCGCGCCUGCCGCCGAGCGUCAUGAAGCUCCUGCCUUCAUCCCUAACGGGUGGCACGUCGGACAAGGCGUCGUACAUUCUCGAGACGAGCGUCGUGGACAUGCGGGAGGGGUGGAUGGCGACCGAGAGCCGGAACCUCAACUUCGUCGGCGUGCUGUCCGUCGUGGAGCGGCAGCUCUACACGGUGCCCAAGAACAAGGCAUCGGCGGCGGCGGCGGCGGCGGCGGCGGAGAGCACGGACGUGGAGACCAGGGUCGUGUUCCGCUCCCGGUUGGGCGAGCGCAUCCGGGACCGGCUGGGCCAGGCGCAGGCGCAGGCGGAGGCGGCCGUGAGCGAGGGGGGCAGCGGCUUCUUUGCGCGGCUGGGCGCGCGCGGCAUCCAGCGCAGCAUCGAGACGCUCGCGUCGACCAAGACGCAGGACCAGCUCGGCAAGAGCCGCGAGGGCAUGCGCAUGAUCCUGGAGAGGCUGCGCCAGACGGGCAUCAUGGGCGUGCUCGAGCUGCGCAAGAUGGCGAGCCAGCGCGCGAUGGAGCGGGCGCAUUGAGCGGCGCCGCGUCGCCUUCGGUCGUGAUGCCUCGUUCCUACUCGGCAAGCAGUCGAAUCUCUGUUUCACCCGACAGCUCGGUCUCGUCGGUUGUCUGCCUCGCCGCGCUCCCGAGUUGAGCUAGCUUACAACCCUGGCUCACGUCGUCGCCAUAUUGUCGGCCGUCUGCGCAAGAUUCCGCUGUUUAGCGGGCUCGAUGAAUCGACAUCUUUUCACUCCUCCUCAAUUCUCAGUUUUCCCCCCGCCAACACCGACAAGGCAAGGCGGGCUUCUCAGAGGGCAGCCAGCCAUCGGCUGCUCCCGUGUUGUACUUUUUCUCCACCCCUUUCACCCUGUUUUAUCUAGUUCUCGAGCACGGCGUACGGAAACUUGUUUUGAUAUCAACGGACAUUAUUUUUACGAAGGGGCUACGCUCAUGAUCACCAAGGCUGGAAGGACGGGAGAGAAAAAAACCAAAACCACCGGAGGUCUUGGUAAGACGGGAGGCAUGUUGCCUAAUUCCACUCUCUGCUGUGCUUGUUGUAUGAUAGCGUUGUAGCGUCGGUCACUAGGACUGAUGUAAGGACUGGCGAAGGGACAUGACAGGCGGAGGAGGGCUGGAUGGGACAAGUUAGGAUCACAGUCAUUACCUACCCGCCAUUAAAUUCGAAGCCGGUUUCCUU